Messenger RNA from Amphiprion ocellaris (clown anemonefish), 3854 nucleotides. RefSeq names its product gap junction alpha-5 protein-like. The transcript has 8 exons. NCBI's taxonomy places the organism in Eukaryota, Metazoa, Chordata, Actinopteri, Pomacentridae. Gene Ontology annotation, biological process: cell communication. Gene Ontology annotation, cellular component: connexin complex. The record is from RefSeq and is a predicted model, not a curated record. Bases 615 to 1790 code for a protein of 391 amino acids.
AAACUACAGACUCACAUGUUUCUGUCAGUUCAGACCUCUGGACACAAACCACCGCCUUCAGUCUGCUGCUGGACUGAAUCUACCCACACAUCUAUCUUAGAGUCAAGUUUAAUCAGCUUCACAGCGACUCUAUCUGACUCUAUCUAUCUGAAACUAUCUGUCACAGGUGGAGAGUGACGAGGACACACCACAGACAUCUGGAAAACAUCUGGAAAACAUCUGGACUGAUAACUGCUGUUAAUCUCUGAGGAACAAAAUCUCAACAACACAAGACGGAAUCCAUCAGUUUAACUUCUUGCAAAGGAUUUUCCUGCUCCUGUGUCGUAAAUCAGUAGUCCUCUGGCUGGUUUUCCUUCCCUGCAGACACUGUGGGAACCAAGAGCGAAGCUAAACUCAGACGCUGCUCAGACAUUUUUAUCAAUGAGGUUGCGGUAAAGAAAAGGUCAUGAGGUGGAUUUCAUACCUGCAGAUCGACUUCUGACAGAUUCAUUAAGUUGAAGCUUCUGUUGGACUUCGUAAAAACUUCUGUUGGACUUAGUAGAAACUCCUCUUGGACUUGGUAGAAAUUACUGCUGAGUCUUCUGAAGCUUCCUCUGACCUGAUCUAUAACUGUUAUGGCCGACUGGAGUCUGCUGGGAAACUUCCUGGAGGAGGUUCAGGAACACUCAACUUCUGUUGGCAAAGUGUGGCUGACCAUCCUGUUUAUCUUCCGGAUCCUGGUUCUCGGUACGGCAGCCGAGUCUUCGUGGGGCGACGAGCAGGAAGAUUUUAACUGUGACACCGAACAGCCAGGCUGUGAGAACGUUUGUUACGACCGAGCGUUUCCCAUCGCACAUAUACGAUACUGGGUCCUCCAGAUCGUGUUCGUAUCGACGCCCAGUCUGAUCUACAUGGGUCACGCCAUGCACACCGUUAGGAGGGAGGAGAAGAGGAGGAGUCAGGAGGAAGAGGAGCGAGAGAGGGAAGAAGAUCCAGGGGGAGGCGAUGGAGGAGGAGGAGAGGAACGAGGGAGGAAGGAAGAGAAGGAUGGAGGGAAGGAAAAGAGUGACGGACCGUCGGCCGGUCGAGUCCGUCUGAAAGGAGCUCUGCUGCAGACGUACAUCCUGAGUAUAUUAAUACGCAGCGUCAUGGAGGUGGUGUUUCUGUGUCUCCAGUAUUUCCUCUAUGGGAUUUUCCUCCAUCCUCUUUAUGUCUGCAAGGCCUGGCCUUGUCCACAUCCAGUCAACUGUUACGUCUCCAGACCAACGGAGAAAAACGUCUUCAUCAUCUUCAUGUUGGCUGUUUCUGCCGUUUCUCUGGUCCUCAGUGUUCUGGAGCUUCAUCACCUGGCCUGGAGACACUGCUGCAGGCGAAUCUUCUUCCCCCCGAAGCUUGUCUCUCCAUCGAAGUCCUCCUUAACCCGUCAGCUCUCUUUAUCACCUCCGCCGCCGUCGACGCCUCCUCCAGACUUCAACCAGUGCGUCAGUGGCUCCUCCCACUUCCUGCCGCUGCCAUUCCCCAACCACCGACUGGCCAACCAGCAGAACUCGGAGAACAUGGCCACUGAGAAGAACAAGCUGGUGGACGAGGUGACCUUCCUCCAGAUGAGCUGCUACUCGGCCGGGUGGCAGAAGAGCAGCGACGCUCCGAUCCAAGAUGGCGGCUACCUGAGGACGGACACUUCCUGUUACAGUCCAGAGGGCUGCAACCAGAUCCACCAUGGAGAAGGACUGAUGCUGAAGGACAAACGGAGAUUCAGCAAAACCAGUGGAACGAGCAGCCGAACCAGAGCAGACGACCUUUCAGUUUAGAUUCAAUUGAUGUUCUAAUAAACACAGAUUAUCGCGUAAAACAGGAGACAUAGUCGACACAUUCAAGAUAAUUCUGUCUGUCUGGGUUACUGUUCAACAUGAAACUCCACUUUGUGACUUGAAUUAUAAAAACGGCAAGUGUAUAACAGAAGUGAGAGCACCCCUGUGCAAUAUAACUUAAUAUUAAAUAAGUAAAAUUGAAUCACCUAUCAGUAACUGCAUGAUUUCUAGGUUGGACAACAGAGUGGUCCUCCUUAUAAACAAUCAAAAACAAACAGUUUAGAAAGAUUAUAUUGAAAAUUCAGGCCCCAAAAGUAGAAACUAAAUGAAUCCAGCUGUGAUUUCAAUCAGUCUAACUGCAUGAACAUAGUUCUAAAAUGAGCUGUGGACAGCAGAACUUUCUCAGUUUUAUGAACUGUGUCUAUGUAUGUCUGCAUCAUGGCUCCACUUGGAAAAGAACUGAACAGAGGAAGUGAAAAAUCUGACAGUGAGACUUCAAAGAUAAUGAAAAGAUCCAACCAAACUUGUCAAGACUAUCAAAGUGAAUACAUAGUCCUGACAGUGAAGCACGGAGGUGGAAGUAUGAUGAUAUGGAGCUCCAUGAGUGCAAAAGGUGAUCCAAGAAGAUCAGUGAGCAACUAAAAAUCAGUGAAGCACAGUAUCAGCAGUAAUCAGGAGGUCUAGAAGGAGUCAUAGUUCCACUAAUCAGGAGGUCUAGAAGGAAUCAUAGUAGCACUAAUCAGGAGGUCUAGAAGGAGUCAUAGUAUCACUAAUCAGGAGGUCUAGAAGGAGUCAUAGCACCACUAAUCAGGAGAUCUAGAAGGAGUCAUAGUACCACUAAUCAGGAGGUCUAGAAGGAGUCAUAGUAGCACUAAUCAGGAGGUCUAGAAGGAGUCAUAGUAUCACUAAUCAGGAGGUCUAGAAGGAGUCAUAUUUCCACUAAUCAAGAGGUCUAGAAGGAGUCAUAUUUCCACUAAUCAGGAGGUCUAGAUGGAGUCAUAGUACCACUAAUCGGGAGGUCUAGAAGGAGUCAUAGUACCACUAAUCAGGAGGUCUAGUAGGAGUCAUAGUUCCACUAAUCAGAGCUCCUAAAAUGACUCCACAGACAGUGAACUACUUCCUCCAUCCAGCUGUAAAAACAGACAGCAGCUGCUUCAGACUUGGUUCAGGUGUUCUCCAUGGAAACCAGAGUUAGUGUGAAGCUCAGACAGUGUGAAGGAACCUUCAGAACAUCAACCUCUAUGGACGGAGGACAAGAACUAAACCUGGUUGCUGCUCAGAACUAAACUUCCAGAUGAAAGUUUGCUGAAGAACAUGAGAAGAAGCCUAAUGGAUGUUGGAGAACAUUCUUUGGUCACAUGGAGAUAAAUGAGUUGGACUCAGAUGGAGUCCAGAUGUUUGGUGUGAACCUGACCAGGACUACCACAGUGAAUGCAGAAUGAAAUAGUUCAGCAGCUAAAUUCUCACGUUUGUGUUAUUUAGGGUCUGAAAUUACCUACUGGAGUCACAGAAGUUUGGAACUUUUUGACUCCUAAAGCAACCAAAGUUUUACCUGAGUAUUUUAUAAUCACUCAUUUACUGUCUGAACUUGGACUGUUGCUAGCUGGUUUUAUCCUCUAUAAGUCUUGUUGUCAUUUUCACUCUGUAUUCAUUAGUCCAACUUGUUUUGGGCUUAUUAGAGCUGUAACAGCAGCAGUUACAGAUGUUUGUCUAACUCCUCAGCCUGCAUCUUCACAUCAGCAGGAUUUUUAACCAUUUUUUCACUUCUAAACGAUUCGCAAAUCUCAGGCUGGUGGGUUUCUGCUGCAAAAUGUUUUAUGUUAAUUACUGCUGUGAACACAUCUGGACUGAAGCACAAGGGAACACAGUCUCUGAAAUACACUGUAGAUUGUGUUGUUAUCAGAUUAUCCAUUAGCAUAAUGUUAUUACAAUAAAAAAAUUACACAUAUUAUUAGGGGAUUUCUACUAUUAAUGACCAUUUUAAAUUGUUUGAUAUUUAUUAUUCCACUUGAAUAAUGUGAAAUGUUUUAGAUAAUUUGCAAAUAAAUUUGUGCAAAACCUGAA